Molecule: messenger RNA, 1628 nt
Organism: Bombyx mandarina (wild silkworm)
Lineage: Eukaryota; Metazoa; Arthropoda; Insecta; Lepidoptera; Bombycidae
Product: very long chain fatty acid elongase AAEL008004
Biological process (GO): sphingolipid biosynthetic process; fatty acid elongation, monounsaturated fatty acid; very long-chain fatty acid biosynthetic process
Cellular component (GO): endoplasmic reticulum membrane
Molecular function (GO): fatty acid elongase activity
Source: RefSeq, a predicted model, not a curated record
UAUCACGUUCCGCCCUGCAGGCUAGUUCUGGUCUAGCGGGGUAUUCCGUCACGUCAGCAGCACCGUCCGAAGGUCUGUCGUACCGAGAUGGCCGUCGUAGAGUUGACGACUAUCGCUUCGACGAAAUCGUCGGCCGGGUGUCUUUGGGGAGAUCUGCUUGUCUUGCUUUCUUGUUGACCUUAGUUCUGUCUCGGACGGGGAUCGGGAGUAAGGCGAGAUUUGCAAGGAGCUCCGUUAGUGGAUGCGCCCUUAUUAUCUUCGGUUUCUUUUUCUUCUCGCUUAGUUUUCCUCAAUACUGGAGCUAGCAUUUACGGCUACAUAUCUCAAAUUUCCCGAGCAGAAGAUUUGGCCCUUGACUAGAAAAUAAAAAGUUAAGUACAAUUUUUUCUAUUAAGCAUAAGUACUUGAUGAAAUAAAUUCCAUGGAGCAGGAAUAGCAUCGUGUAAUAAAAAUCAAUUCUACAAAAAAAAAAUAUGUAUUUAUUACUAUACGAUACGGGUAUUCGUCGUAAGCGUAUUAAAACAUUAUUUAUCCUAAUAUGCAACUGGAAACUUCUUUCGAAAUUGACAAUUAAUGACACGAAUCAUUUAGAAAUCGAUUUGCGGUCAUUGAUUAUCAUUAUUACGGUCGCAUAUUUAAGAAAUUACAACACUAGUUUGGGCAGGUAAUUGAACCAUCUGUUAAUUGUAAACACAAUUCAUUAAUUUAAUUUAGUUCAGCACGAGGUACGAGGUGAGUUUUCGAGGUUCAAUUGUCGGAAUUAGUCACAAUCGAGUGCUGAUCACCAGAGGAACAAGACGCCCUGCAAGGAACAGUCAUGGGCACGCUAAUCAAAAAUAUCACGCAUUAUUACCAUUUUGUCAACGAUGACUUGGCUGAUCCACGGACGAAGACUUUUCCUUUGGUUUCAAACCCGAUACCGGUGCUCUUGAUCUUAUACGUGUACCAUCGGUUCGUUCGCUCUUGGGGCCCGGCGCUGAUGGAGAACCGGCAGCCCUUCAAACUGAAGACAACGAUAAUCAUAUACAACCUCGUGCAAAUUUAUCUGUCCUUGUACUUGGCAGCUCAGUGCAUGACAAGGUUGUAUUGGUCAGGAUAUUACAAUCUUUGGUGUCAGAAGAUAAUAUUAGAAGACACGCCACUGGAGAGAAUUGUCGUCAGCAGGGUUUGGUUGUAUUACAUGAUUAAGAUCAUUGACCUAUUAGAUACGGUCUUCUUCGUGCUUCGGAAGAAGUUCAAUCAGGUGACGUUCCUCCACGUGUACCAUCACUUAGGAAUGUGUCUUCUUGGUUUCGUCGGAACUAAAUAUGUACCAGGCGGUCAUGGCGUGAUGCUGGGUUUCAUAAACUCAUUGGUGCACGCGGUGAUGUACAGUUACUACCUGGUCUCGAUAAUCAGGCCGCUCUGGGUGCGGCAGUGGUGGAAGAAAUACAUAACGCAAUUGCAAAUCUUACAAUUCUUAUUGCUGAUCCUACACUUCGGGCACGUUCUAUUCGAACCCUCGUGCGAAUAUCCGAAAUGGGUGUCAUUUGUAUUCCUACCACAUAAUAUAUUUAUUUUAUUUUUAUUCUCCGAUUUUUACAUUAAGGCGUACAUUUUAAAGAAAAAUAAAAACAAGUAGUUAAGUU